Messenger RNA from Homarus americanus (American lobster), 5966 nucleotides. RefSeq lists its product as uncharacterized. The record is from RefSeq and is a predicted model, not a curated record. The transcript has 5 exons. The coding region runs from base 1482 to 1907 and encodes 141 amino acids. Lineage: Eukaryota; Metazoa; Arthropoda; Malacostraca; Decapoda; Nephropidae.
UUGGGAAGUGGGUUAGUGAGUGUAACACUCGUCCCGGUCCGAGGCUGUGGAACAUUUCCGAUUUUGACUUUUAUGCCAAUAUGACGCAGUUGUUGGUGGCUUCAGGUCAUAAAGACAUUAUUUUAAAAUAGGUGAGAGGUGAGACACAACAUGUCCUGGGUCGCCAUUGUCUUAAGUGUUGGCGGCGCCUCGGCCUGAGUCACAUGAUAAGGAGGAGCGGCUGCCUGCCUCGCCGCGCCGUCUCUUCUAGCAGUUCCCCGCUCCCUCACAAGCCGCGCCGCCGCCAUCAUCACCUCCCUCAUCCUGGACAACGGGAAUGGUUUAUGGCUGAAGAGUUUCUGCAAGUUACGGAGGCCAGGGAUUCUCAAAGUUACGUUCCCAUCGUCGGAGAAGCAAACACCCUCGUGAAUGUGAAACUUUUUGCGGGAAUUCCAUAAUGUUUUUUUUUUGAACCGUAAACUUUACUUGAGUCGCAAUAGUCUAGCAUAGUGUGUUGGUUUAUGUGUGCUGGCAGAGCGAGUGUCUAUACCCAGAGUUGUCGUGGACUACCUCAACUCUGUGGCACCUCGUCUGAGUGUCAGCUUCCACCAGUGAGGCUCGCUCGACUCCCCACCAGUGCGAGAGGGAGGGAAGGCCUCCUUCAGGCGGGACUUGCCAAAGAGCGAGGGCAGUGGCCACCCUCACUCACUCACAUUUGCUCUGCGCAACACCAGACAAGACACAGAUAAUUAUAUUUUAUUUUCUUACGUCAAUAUUAACACUGGCAGAAGUAUAAGCUGUUUUUUUAUGGGAUGAAUUUCCGAGAAUAAAGUUUUUGUUAGAGAAUGAAACUACACAUUACAAAUAAUAUUGUAAAUAUACAUUAAUGUUUACGAGGGUAAUAUCUGUGUGAAAAUAUGCACCCACAAUAUUGCUUUGAAAUAUUACUUGGUAAAAGGUGAAAAAAAAACAUUGGGCGGAAAGUGAUAUAAAAUACACAUUGUUCUAGUGAGUGGGUAAUACUCAGUGCCUUGUGUAGUGCCUCAGUGUGUUAUGAAGAGAUAAAGAGAACCAUUUUCAUUUGUGAUAUUACAGUUGUGUUUUUGACUGAUGGUAAUAGUGAAAUAUAUUUUCCUACAAAAGGGUUUACCAAUAUAUAUAACUUCCAGUGAUCAUACUUACAUAUUCCUGAAACUGGUGAAACGUUUUAUAUGUAGAAUAAUCUUAGGUAAGACUGUGAGCAGCUCGGUGUUACUGACGUCACCUGAGGAGUUACCUGUGAACCUGUCUACCACAACAACCGCUUCCUUCACCUGAAAAACCAUCUAUGACUCACCUUCACCUUAACAUCCACCUGGUGACCUACCUUAAACUGACUUAACACCUGAGAACCUAACCUGAAGGACCCGCCUCUACGGGACCUUCACCUGGGCAGCCAUCUUACACCUGUCUUCACCAAGGACCCCCCAAAUACCUUCACGCUGGAUAAGUUAACCACCAAGAUGUCUUCCACUCCGCCUAAGGACUAUAGGCGAGAGAUAGACGCCAUAUACCCGGAGCCUCUGUCUCGUCUGAACCGUGUGGUAGAGCCUCACCCACACUCCUAUAAGCGAGCAAUCAAGAAGAAAAUGAACCGCACUGGACGGUUCCGCACCACUCCAGUUACCUUUGAUGAGAUUAAGGAGGUGGACGAGGAGAGCGAGGUCGGGGAGGAGACGGAGCAGAGUGCAGCCGCCGCCAGCCGCUCCGAGCACGACCUCCGUCAGCAGUUUGAGAAGUUUCUUGAACGUAUGGACAGGAGGAGACCUCACCUACCCAAACUGCCUCAGGGACCGGUGGAGAUUCCUGGCAGGGAGGCCCCGGCCAAGACCGUGAAUGAGGACGAAUUCCCCAAAAACUACAGUCGGAAGGCCAGACCGUCGAUAUGAGCGCCGUCACCUGAGGCCUCGCCCUGUACUGUACAUGCUGUAUACUUGCUUUUUUCCAACUGGUUUAAUAAUAUACGCCGGCCAGGUCAGGGGCGCCCAUUACUACUGUAUCUUGAAGGUCGUUUGGACUGUGAAUAACCACUUGAGAAACUCUUCUGUCUAUUCAAGAAGACUCAAGUUUUUUUUUAUAUAAGUUUCACACAAAGUUUGAGACUUAGGGAACAUAAGGAAAGUCGAGCACCAAGUUCGGGGUCAUACAUAUAUAACGUUCUUAGUCGAGGCUGACGGGACAGUAUGUGGGGAAGAGGAAGGUCAGGUAAUAUGAGGAAGUUCAUUAGUUAUAACUGUGAUAAUUAUUAAUGAUUACAAACUUUGGUAACACUUCAUAAAUGCUUGAAUGACUUUUUAUUUAUUUUUUUUUAGAUUUUAAUAUUUUGUGCAUUAUUUGUGCAGACAGCAAUUUAAUUGGAACGUAAAAAGCGUUUUUCUGGACAUUUUACGUGAUACAGUAAAUCUCUAGUUCAUGUAGACAAGGAUAAAAAUAUUUAAACAAUUCUGGGUUUUACUUAAUGACGUCAGAGGCAUCGACAUUAUAAAAAAAAACUUUAACGCCUUGACUAACGCCAGACGGUUAGAGAGAGGUUAGAUAUGAACCUUCCCAGGCGUUGUGGGAGAACAGACAAGAUAACCUCGGUGAGCGUAAUAAUGUGUACAUCCUCUUAUGAAAUUCUGGAAAGGAUUAAAUAGUCUCAUACAAUUGGAUGAUUCACAAGAACUAAAACAUUGUCUGUUGAUUGAUAAAUUUGCAGUAGUCUAGAGCAUAGGCGUUCCCUACCUACCAAAGAAAUGCCUUCUACAUGACAAGUCCGAGAAGUGCACUAAAGAAUAUGUUUGGUGCUCCAUAUUUAGUUUGUUGGUGUAAACGUUCACCAUACUCUUUGUGGGGGAAUCUUUCAUAUUUUUGUUUUCUAGGAGAUUAAAAUACAAGAUAGUUGCAUUAUUCUAGGUUAGGUAAAGUUAGUUUAGGUAAGGUUAGAUUAGGAUAGGUUUCAUUAGGUUGGUUAGUUUGGUUCAUUUUAUGAAUGUUAAGUUAUAGAGUGUAGUAAUAACUAGUACUUCAGAAAUGGUCAGCAGUUGUCACGAGUUUCCAAGAUGCAUCAACGAUAUAAUUAAUAAUUGGUAAAAUGAACCAAAUUAACCUUUCUUAACCAAACCUAACCUAAACAAACUUAACAUAACCUAACAAACCUCACAUCUAUUAACAAAGUUAUCUGGUAUUUUAGUCUACUAGUAUAAAAAAUAUAUUUUCUAAACGUUCAACACAAGAAAGCAACAAUAGCCCAACAUGACGGACACGGAGAAGCUUGUUGUCACCGUGCACUUCCUGGCCUGUGCUUUAGAUAAGUAUAUAUCCUACAGUUGAUAGUUAAAGUUCGCCAAUGAUCUAGACUACUACUGAACAAAUUAUGUUUUUGCUACUGUUCGAACUCUGUGAAAAUUAUGAAUUUCGUUGUUCCAAGUAAACUAUACCAACAUUUAUUUACCCAAGAGAGGGAAAGCGUGCAUCUUAGUCCCGUUCACUCUUGUCUGUCCGCGAUGAUGCGACCAAACAGCGUGCAUGGCUCUUCCACCACAGUAUGGUGGUAUAAGUUGUCUCUAUGUGAAACUUAUAACGAAACACCUCAUUUUUACUCUUUAGUGCAGUAAACUGUAGAUAAUGCCAAGUGUUAUGGAUGAAACUGACCUAUUUUCCCUAAUAUGAGAAACAGAUACAGUGAAUUACGCCGACAAUGAUACAUAACUUUCAUGCUCCCAUGUGCUUGACCGCGCUCCGCUCCAGCUAGUUUAGUUUAAAGCAUAUUAUUCGUACUUAGGUAGAAAGGCUCUUCUGUAAGAUAUAUCAAGAAGUGGUUUUAUAUAUACUGUAUAUAUAUAUAUAUUUUACAUCUUCCAGCAAAAUUUAAUAACAGAGUCAACAAAAUAAAUCGAUCAUUUGUCUGUUGUCAUGUGUGAGUCAUCGUCAGGUGGUGGCCGCUCACGCACCACCAGAUCUCACCUGUUCCUCCAUAUUUUGUCACACUAAACUUUAUGUUAAAUUUUAUUUCAUUCAGCUUAACGAACUUUUAGAGAUGUAUUCUUAUUUUCAAACAGAAUUAUUUUUAGUAUUAUUUUGAAGUUUGUUUAGCUAAGUUUCUUAAAUCUUGAGAGUUAUGCAGCGAGGGAUGUCUAAGAAUAUGACAAGACUGAACUGUUCACGGUUUAGUUGUAACCUUCUUUACUUCUACAUGACCAAGGCUACAUGACCAAGGCUACAUGACCAAGGCUACAUGACCAAGGCUACAUGACCAAGGCUACAUGACCAAGGCUACAUGACCAAGGCUACAUGACCAAGGCUACAUGACCAAGGCUACAUGACAGCUAUAGACCGGAGUGACUAACACAGUAGUGGUUUUGACACAUUUAGUCAAUGGUAAAAACAACCUCAAUAUUUACACGAUCACCAUGUUCAAAAGUAACGAAAUUAUUACAUUUAUUUAGAGUUACUCACACCAAGGACAUUUAUUUCCUGUACUCAAACUCAUCAUUGAUAAUAAAUAGCAUUACCUGACUUAUAAUGCUGAACUCAUUUGACACAAUCAUUAGUUCCCUUGACCGACCCACCCAGCGAGUCAUCUAGGUGUUUCCCAGCAAAGAAUGAGUACAACAGAGAGCUCUAACACUUGAAAGAAUUAACAGUUAAUUGAAUAUCAAAUUUAGAAAUCAAACUAUCAUUAAGAAAACAGAAACUGAAAUCAAAACAUUACGUCCAGGAGUGACGUUUAGUAACACACGGGGGAUACAUUACUAAAGUAAGGUUAUGUAAUACAUGGGAGAUACAGUACUAAGGUAAGGUUAUAUAACACAUGGGGGAUACAGUACUAAAGUAAGGUUAUAUAACACAUGGGGGAUACAUUACGAUCACUACACAUCACCACUACGUUACCAUUAUACCACCACCACAAGCACACAUUAUCAGCACCACACACCAACAGCACCACACAUCACCAACACCACACAACACCACCACUAUACUACCAUCACACAUCACCAUAUUACUCCAGGUAAACUCAUCACAUGAUAGCAAUAAAAUUUACCUUAAACAGCUGUGAUCUUACACCAGUCAGUUGUGUCAUGGCAUGGCUGAACGUGUUACUCCUGGGAGCUACUGACCGUGGUACAUAAACACAUUUCUCGGGGCAGGGGAAGUUCAGGGGGUGUACAGUAGGUGACCAUGAUAACUACACAAGACGCUGCCAACUCAGUACACCUACAGCGGCUCUUUUCUGGCUUCGUCUGUAAGAGAAUGAUAUAAAUGGUAUAUAGCGUACAUAUAUUAUACACUCAAGAAAUGAAGUAAGGAAACACAGGUGUAUUGAGGGAAAAUAUGAACAUAACGUGGCACUGUGUUAGAGCAGGUGUGAUUUAUGCUAUUUUUAUAUCUUUACGUUAGAUUUGUUUUUCUUUGUGGUAGGAAUGAUUUUGUUUAGAGUUAGCCAUAUGCAGUACCGGUGACUGGCUGGUAGUGUAAACAUCUUCUGAGGCAGCCUCCUAAAUCUCGCCGAUAUUCACCACUUGAAACUGUUAGCCUAAAACAUCAACAGGACAGUAUCUUGGAUGUUAUAUUAAAAUACAGUAAUAUGCCUUCGUUGUAUAAGGCGUGUAGUUCAUGCUAAGUGAGGGUAACAGCUACACACUACCAGCUACGAACAGAACCUAAAUCCAGAUUCUCAGAGAUUCGUGUUAUUGUUUCCCUGGAAGUUAAAAGUGAGUGUCAGUACAAUUUCAAGGCCAUUCUGAGUGUCGUCUUUGUACUGUAUCUAAACUCAAGUAAACCAAUGUAUGCAUUUUCAUAACUCCAAAGAGGAAGAUUUUUAACACUCGAACCUUUGAGGAUGGUGACCAGGUGAGUGGCUGACUGGGGCUGAAAACACAACGAACACCACAAAAUUAUUAGAGUAUUAAACUUAUACCAUUAUUUAUUGUACAGAUGUAAAAAAAUAAAUGAGUGGUGUAACUUUC